This is a messenger RNA of Schistosoma bovis, 1235 nucleotides long. The record is from the annotation of a GenBank genome assembly. NCBI's taxonomy places the organism in Eukaryota, Metazoa, Platyhelminthes, Trematoda, Strigeidida, Schistosomatidae.
CGUAAUAUCAACUCGGUUCGAUCUAGUUCUAUCCAUUUUGUAGAAACUCAUUGUUGGUAUUUUAAAAAUGAGCUAUCUGGAUGACCUUUUCCGUUAUGUUGGCGGAUGCAGACUAUCUGGUUUAAAUCCGCACACUAGAUGUGAUGAGUUGUUGAAAACGUAUGAUUUCACUCAAUAUCAGUCCCUGUCGCAUUCACUUUUUACCUCCCAUUAGAUUCUUCAGUUCCAGUAUAUUCUUUCAUACAUACCCUUUCAUCCUGUUUUUUCCAACUAUACUUUCAAUACUCAAUUUUUCUCAUUUUCAUUUUUAGUACGAUUAUUUUGAUCUCUUAAAAUUCAUCAAACCGUAUCAAUGCAGUAUGACUACAUAUUUGUGUCAGACUGUACGUUGUUUAUGAAUAAGUUUUAAAAAGAAAACACUAAUUCUCGAAAUUGGCAACAAAUAUGUAGGCGUCCGUGCCAUCGAUCGAGCCAAAGUUGUUGAAACAUUGAACUCACCUUCUGAUGAAAAUAAUGAAUGGUCUCAUAUGAAUCCAGCUAUGUCUUACGAUGAGAAACAGAAUGUUCCAAAACAUGCUGCUCGUAGUUCUUUGUAUAAAGUAAAUGAAAAUAAGAAUACUUCUGGAAUUCCAUUUACAAAUGACAAUAACAGACGAGUUGACAAUACUCAUAUUCCAUAUGAACCACCAACAUAUUGUCGAGCACAUAUUACAUCUGAAAAUAUGGAUAUGGAAUGUCAAUAUAAAGAGGGUCAUUUAGACAGGAAUUAUAUACACACCAGUUGGAAUUGUUUUGUCAAUACUUCACAAAUUCAAUACUUGCCCAUACCGGAAGCAAAAAUGGAACAAAUAUCUGAAAAAGCUCAUCAAAAAAUACAUCGUGGUCUACGUGAAGCAUGUUUAGCUAUAGGGAUUGUAUUUUCAACAAUAUGUUUAUUUUGUAUUGAAUUAUUACGUAUGAUCACAUUAACUUUAUUUAAACCAUUUUUACAAUAUUUACGUUUUUUAUUACAUAUUAUUAUUAAUUGUUUUUGUGAUAUCAAUUAUAUAUGUAGUGCACAUUGGGAAAGGUUUAUUUAUCCAAUCAUUAGUUCAUGGGCUACAUAUUCACAAGAUGUAAUUGUUCCUGUAAUACGUGAAUUUCGUCCAAUUCAAAUUAAUAUACAAUCAAAACCAAUAGAAAAUCAUACAAUACAACAAUGUUAAUUGAAUAUUAAUAAUAAUAAUAAUAAUAAU